GCCAUUCCUUACCAAACCUCGCGUGCUUUGCGAAACCGCGCUAUCCAUCUGGCUUCUGCUAAUCUUUGACGCCAUUCCCUUCCAACUUACUCGCAGCGGCACCCGGACCUCCCUCGAACAUCAUCCUCACCACCACCAUCGCCGACUGCUAUCGUCACCCACCGGCACCCUGGGCUCCUCCCUUCUUGCUCGUCCACCGGCCUCGCUUCCUUCAUACUUCUUACAAUGACAUCCCGCUCGUCCGCGCCCAAGGACACCGCCUUUGAUAUGGACGCCCUCUUCGAUUUCAAUGCUGGUACCAGUCAACAAUCUCCCAUCACCGCUCCCGGAAUGAAUCACGACAGCCUCUCGACGUUUGUUCAAGAAGAACAACAGCAGUUCAGUGCACCUAGUCACAACUAUGGCCAAUUCAAACAGCAGGUUGGCAUUCAAUUAUCCAACAUGAACCAGGCCAACGUUCCCGACGGCAUGUUCGACGGCUAUAACUCUGGCUUCGGCGACAUGGACUUCAACGCCGGUUACGGCUACAAUACUGGCUUCGACUUGGACACAGACAUGGGCGUGACAUUCCCUCCUGUCAAUCCCGUCGUACCUGGAUUUUUCCCGACUGGUGCGGAUGCUACACUCGACUUCGUCACCGCGGAACCCCUCGCCAACCAAGACGACUCACAAAACAAUGUCGGCCGACUUUGGCCUGGCAUGCACUUGCAACAGGCCCAACAGGCGGCGAUGGCAAAGGCCGCCCAAGCGCAAGCCCUCCAGCAGCAGAGGUCACAUCGACUAUCAGCCCAACUACCCACGGCUCCGCUCCGCCAAGCCUCGAACAAUCCCCACCCUCAGCCCAGCCAAGCCUCGUCCACGCAGCCAAGCCAAUCGACCGGCAACAAACGAGCGUCAAAUAAUGUAGAGCCGCACGUGGAAGAGAGCAUAUCCCGCCUGCUCAACCAGAUGCGCCAGAAUGGUGGCACUCUUACACCAGAGGAUGGUGAAGGCGGCCUGCUGCCUCACAUUGCUCGGAUGAAAAAGGAUGAGGAGGAAAUGGAUGAAGACGAGCGACUGCUGGCGUCAGAGGAAGGAAAGAAGUUAUCAAGUAAAGAGCGCCGACAAUUGCGGAACAAGGUCUCUGCUCGUGCUUUCCGGUCACGACGAAAGGAAUACAUCACUCAAUUGGAGGGCGAAAUUGCAAUGCGCAGCCAAGAAAUCAAUGCUUUGCGAGUCGAGAAUCAAUCCGUCAUGCAAGAAAACGAGAGAUAUCGCGGCCUGAUUGAGACACUGCUCCGCCAUCCGGCAUUCACUCCUUUCAUCAAUGACAUCAGCAAAGACCCAUCGCUGCUUGGCGUUCCACAAGAACAUGUGCAACAGCACCAACAGCAACAGCAACAACAACAACAACAACAACAAAUACUCGCAUCCAACGCCCCUCUGCCUUCCCAACGACAACAACAAACACCUUCGUCCUCCUCUUCUAACAACCUCAUCCCGCAUCAACCACAACCUCAACAACCUGACAUGAAGCUCGACUUCCUCGAUUUCGACGCUUCCCAACUCCAAAUCCCCACUCCGCAACCCGAGGAGCAACAGCAACACAUCAACCUCGCCACCAUCCCCGAGAACGACUUCAGCAAACUCGAUAUCAACAGCCUCCUGUUCCCUCAGCAUCACCGCAGCAGAGCCGACUCGGGCUUCCAUCGAUCUGCUCGCGAUACUGGCAGCAGCAGCAGCGUCGGUGCCUACGCUGUAACCGAUCUGCCCAUCGGUCCCAGAGAUCUCUUCAUCGAGUCCUCAAGGAAAGACGGUGCGCAGGAAUCCGAUUCGCAACAGCAGCAGCAGUCAUAUGUAGAUUACACCCUCCUCUUCGCGGAAUUGAGUGCCGCGGCGGGAAGGUUGGGGAUGAGAUGUUAGGAUUAGCUGGUUUUGUUGUUGUUGUCGUCACCGAGAGGGUGGGGAUGUGUGUUAAGUGCAUAGCAUGUGGGUUUUUCACGAGAGAUUUCAAUUCACGUGGCUUCUUUUUUCUGGAAUGCAAAAUCCUAUCUUUU
Messenger RNA from Dissoconium aciculare CBS 342.82, 2036 nucleotides. RefSeq lists its product as uncharacterized. NCBI's taxonomy places the organism in Eukaryota, Fungi, Ascomycota, Dothideomycetes, Mycosphaerellales, Dissoconiaceae. The transcript is spliced from 2 exons. Gene Ontology annotation, molecular function: DNA-binding transcription factor activity. The coding region runs from base 226 to 1902 and encodes 558 amino acids. Gene Ontology annotation, biological process: regulation of DNA-templated transcription. The record is from RefSeq and is a predicted model, not a curated record.